Messenger RNA from Colletotrichum graminicola M1.001, 765 nucleotides. RefSeq names its product methyltransferase domain-containing protein. Bases 1 to 765 code for a protein of 254 amino acids. The transcript has 3 exons. NCBI's taxonomy places the organism in Eukaryota, Fungi, Ascomycota, Sordariomycetes, Glomerellales, Glomerellaceae. The record is from RefSeq and is a predicted model, not a curated record.
AUGGCUUCAACCGAGUCCCAAAUCACGUCCCUUGCAGAAAUUAACCGCGUCUUCUGGGAUGCGGUCGCCGACGCGUUCUUCGAACAAGACUGGCUCAAGGCCUUUGCCGAGCAGCUCGCCCGCUUCCUCGGCACCCAGGCCCCGAAACUGGGACUCCGGCCACGGGACCCGGCUAGCCCCGUCCGUCUCCUAGACUACGCCUGUGCAUACGGGGGUGAGUCUUGGGCCCUCGCCGCCUUCGUCGACGAGAUCCUGGGCAUCGACAUCGCCCCCGCCAUCGUAGGCCGCUUCAACGACUGCGCCGCUCAGCUGGGAUACUCGCCUGCCCAGGCCCACGCCGUCGCGGGGGAUCUGGCGACAGACGGGUCGUUAGCCGCCGAGGGGGGCUUCGAUGUUGUCGUUAUAUCAAUGGCACUGCACCACCUCGACGACCCAAAGGGAAUGCUGGGCCUGCUUGCGCGGCGGCUGAGGCCCGGGGGUGUGCUGAUUGCCGUGGAGGCCGUGGAUGCCAUGGAGGCAGCAGCGGAUGUGGAAGAUACGGAGGGCCACGAACAGUCCGAGCACGAGGUCCUCAAGACCACCAGCCGGCACGUCGUCUUCGACAAGAAGCUGUUCAAGGGAUGGUUCGAGGCGGCUGGCUGCGGCGCGGGGGGUUUCGUGUAUAUCGAGAACGAGGAGGUUAGUCACAUCCCGGAGAAGAUUGCCGGGAGGCCUGGGGGGCUGGACAGGAGGAUGGUCAUCGCUGCUUCGGUGAAAAGCGGUUAG